AUGCUCCACUAUCCUCCUUCAGACAACCUACCUGGAACCUGGGGCGCCGGUGCUCAUACUGAUGUCGGCUGCCUUACCCUCCUAUUCCAGCGGGACGGCGGCGAUGGGCUUGAGAUCUGCCCUGGCCGGGAGAAUGUCAAUAGCAAGGCUAUCGGAGAUACCUUCUUCCCUCUUCCAGCUAAGACUGGUCCCAUAGUUGUGAAUAUUGGAGAUAUGUUGAUGUCUUGGUCAGAUGAUCGAUUUAAGGCCACGUAUCAUCGAGUCCGUGCUAUGGAGGGUGAAUCUCCUAGCCGUUAUUCGAUAGCUUAUUUUAAUCAAGGCAGAAAAGACUUUCUGUUCCAGGGACCUCAGAAGAAAUACCCUGCGAUUACGUGCGGUGAUUACAUACAAAGCUAUACCGUCGCGCAAUUCUCGGACAAGGGAAACAGAAGUGGAACAACCGGGAUCGCGCAGGGCCCGGCGAUGGUUGCUGUCAAGAAUUAG
Messenger RNA from Phaeoacremonium minimum UCRPA7, 483 nucleotides. RefSeq names its product putative gibberellin 20- protein. The coding region runs from base 1 to 483 and encodes 160 amino acids. The record is from RefSeq and is a predicted model, not a curated record. Gene Ontology annotation, molecular function: dioxygenase activity. Lineage: Eukaryota; Fungi; Ascomycota; Sordariomycetes; Togniniales; Togniniaceae. The transcript is spliced from 4 exons.